Messenger RNA from Symbiodinium sp. CCMP2592, 1719 nucleotides. The record is from the annotation of a GenBank genome assembly. Lineage: Eukaryota; Dinophyceae; Suessiales; Symbiodiniaceae.
AUGCCGCAAUCCCGUCGGAAACUCGACUACUCUGCUUGCGACGAUGUGAGUUUUGCAAUCAAAGAUCUCAAGUCGGCGGAUUCGGAGUUCCCGCAAGAUCUUCUUCGUCCGGCCGCACGUCGUUGGGCUCAGGGUGCUGGCUGGACUCUUGGAAGUUACUCACAGCCAAUCCGAUGCCCGGCAGCUGAACCCACUUUCUCUUGCACGGCAAGGUGUUUCGAACAUGAGUUUUGCCAUGCUAACCAGGGAUCCGUUUUCCGCUUCGAAGGCCACAUAGAAAAGAAACACUUUUAUCGCCUGCUCGUGCAGAAAGCCGGCGAUUGCAAUGGAGAAGUUCGUAAAUACCGAGAGUCUGCAAGCUCGUCAAAGGAGUUGGCUGUCUCAACGGAGGACCGGCGACGCAUUCAUGCAGCUGCUGACAGUCUUCUCCAGGAUUACAUGCAGGCUACACCCACGGCAGUGAUACAAAGGAUGGGGGACCCGCCUGUGGACGCAGCUCAUGUUCGAUCAGUCCUUCGCUGGAGGCGAGAACAGUAUGGUAACUGCACUGCUGGAUUUCGUGCCAGCGAAUCGGACUUCACCGAGGAAGCCGAAAGAUGGGCCGACGUGGAUAGCAAACCCAUCCAUCUUGCAAGGUGGACACUCAACCUGUUUUGCUGGGCAGCAGUUCUCACGCCGUUCAUGCUUGAGCUGGUGCGACUGAAGCAAUCUGGCAGAUUGGAUGGUAUCUACUUAGCAGCCGAUUGGACCUUCAAAGUGGACGUCAUGAAUUACAGCAUGGGACUCAUCGCCUGCGUUGUCCGGCGCAAGCUUCAGAAGAACUGGAGAGCUACACCAUGGCCCUUGGUAGCCGUGUUGACGGCUACCGAAGAGCUUGCCGGCUACAGAUUGGGAUUCGAUGUUCUGUGUGACGCUCUAAAACAUUACGACCUCCCCAAUCCGGUUGCGGUAUCCACUGACUUUUUCUCUGGCUCUGGAGAGGCAGCCACAUCCAAGUGGCCGCGAUGCGCGCAUGUGCAAGACCUGUGGCAUUUACGCCGCAACCUGAUCAAGAACGACAAUGCGGCUCGGAGACAGUUGCAACGGUCUUCAGAAGGAUUGGGCAGUGUUCCGGGCACACCAGCACGGAAAAGCAAGAGGCAGAUCAGGGCCAAAGCGAAGCCGAAGGCCAAGGGCAAAGCGAAAUUGCCUCCGCACUUGAAAAAACGCUUCGUGUGGGCAUUCCUGAAGCUGGUCGAUUAUUUAGCCUGGUGUCCGACACGUGCGUUCUUUCACUGUGUAGCUCAGACAAUCUUCAAGCGAGUUGAGUUCGUCUGGCAGGAAAAGGAGUUUUUGCAAUAUUUCGUUCAGCGAUACAUGAUCCGUGUUCCUGCUUCUGACAGCAGCAUCGAUGGCACGGAACAUUUCUGGGGCGCCACAUGGUGGGUCGGCAUUGGAAGAUAUGCGCGCUUGCCUCCCAGCCAGCAACCAUCUGAGAGUUUGAACGCCAUUGUCAAGCGCCAGCUCCGUGCGCAAGGGCCUGUUACAACCCACGUUGACCUUGUGCACAAAUUUGCCAAAGCAGUACAGACUUUGUCCACGCCCAUGCUUUUUGGUGCGGACAGAAGCAAGAAGCCUGUCACACUGAUGGGAAGGGAUGUUCGGUCUGGGAAACCGACAACUCCCAGCGAGUGGAUGUGGCAGAAGGGCAAAUCUGUUCGUCGACCUUUUGACAAGUAG